CAGUUCAUGCUGACUGAUCGCGAGAACCAGUCAAUCCUGAUCACCGGAGAAUCUGGUGCAGGGAAGACUGUGAACACAAAACGUGUCAUCCAGUACUUUGCAACAAUUGCAGCGAGCGGGGAUAAGAAGAAAGAAGAGCAGUCUGGCAAAAUGCAGGGAACACUUGAGGAUCAAAUCAUCAGCGCCAAUCCACUGCUGGAGGCCUUUGGAAAUGCCAAGACCGUGAGAAAUGACAACUCCUCACGCUUUGGUAAAUUCAUCAGAAUCCAUUUUGGUGCCACAGGGAAACUGGCUUCUGCUGACAUUGAAACAUAUCUGCUGGAGAAGUCCAGAGUCACUUUCCAGCUCAAGGCAGAAAGAAGCUACCACAUAUUUUAUCAGAUCAUGUCCAACAAGAAGCCAGAGCUAAUUGACAUGCUCCUCAUUACCACCAACCCAUAUGACUACCAAUUUGUGAGUCAAGGUGAAAUCACUGUUGCCAGCAUUAAUGACCAGGAGGAGCUGAUGGCUACUGAUAGUGCCAUUGACAUCUUGGGCUUCACUGCUGAUGAGAAAACAGCCAUUUACAAGCUGACAGGGGCUGUCAUGCACUACGGGAACUUGAAGUUCAAGCAAAAGCAACGUGAGGAGCAGGCAGAGCCAGAUGGCACAGAAGUUGCUGACAAGGCUGCCUACUUGAUGGGUCUGAACUCAGCUGACCUGCUGAAGGCCCUCUGCUACCCCCGAGUCAAGGUUGGGAAUGAGUAUGUGACCAAGGGUCAAACUGUGCAGCAGGUGAACAAUUCAGUGGGUGCUCUGGCAAAGGCUGUCUAUGAGAAGAUGUUCCUGUGGAUGGUUGUUCGCAUCAACCAACAGCUGGAUACCAAGCAGCCCAGACAGUACUUCAUUGGUGUCCUGGACAUCGCUGGCUUUGAGAUCUUUGAUUUCAACAGCCUGGAGCAGCUGUGCAUCAACUUCACCAAUGAGAAACUGCAACAGUUCUUCAACCACCACAUGUUCGUGCUGGAGCAAGAGGAGUACAAGAAGGAAGGGAUUGAAUGGGAGUUCAUUGACUUUGGGAUGGACCUGGCUGCCUGCAUUGAGCUUAUUGAAAAACCCAUGGGCAUCUUCUCCAUCCUGGAAGAGGAGUGCAUGUUCCCCAAGGCAACUGACACCUCUUUCAAGAACAAGCUCUAUGACCAGCAUCUGGGCAAAUCAAACAACUUCCAGAAGCCCAAGCCUGGAAAGGGCAAGGCUGAGGCCCACUUCUCCCUGGUGCACUAUGCUGGCACAGUGGACUACAACAUCUCUGGCUGGCUUGAGAAGAACAAAGACCCCCUGAAUGAAACUGUCAUUGGGUUGUACCAGAAAUCAUCUGUGAAGACACUCGCUCUACUUUUUGCUUCUGCUGGUGGAGAGGCUAGUGGUGGUGGUGGUGGCAAGAAAGGCGGCAAGAAGAAGGGUUCUUCUUUCCAGACUGUCUCAGCUCUUUUCCGGGAGAACCUAAACAAGCUGAUGACCAAUCUACGGAGCACUCACCCCCAUUUUGUCCGUUGCAUCAUCCCAAAUGAAACAAAAACACCUGGUGCCAUGGAGCAUGAGCUGGUACUUCACCAGCUGCGGUGUAACGGUGUGCUGGAAGGCAUCAGAAUAUGCAGAAAAGGUUUCCCCAGCAGAGUUCUCUAUGCUGACUUCAAACAGAGGUAA
Messenger RNA from Mesitornis unicolor (brown roatelo), 1686 nucleotides. Its product is annotated as myosin heavy chain, skeletal muscle, adult-like. Gene Ontology annotation, molecular function: ATP binding; actin filament binding; microfilament motor activity. The transcript has 15 exons. Gene Ontology annotation, cellular component: actin cytoskeleton; myosin complex; cytoplasm. Gene Ontology annotation, biological process: actin filament organization; vesicle transport along actin filament. The annotation marks the transcript as partial. The record is from RefSeq and is a predicted model, not a curated record. NCBI's taxonomy places the organism in Eukaryota, Metazoa, Chordata, Aves, Mesitornithiformes, Mesitornithidae.